Messenger RNA from Alternaria rosae, 759 nucleotides. RefSeq lists its product as uncharacterized. The transcript is spliced from 2 exons. The coding region runs from base 1 to 759 and encodes 252 amino acids. The record is from RefSeq and is a predicted model, not a curated record. Lineage: Eukaryota; Fungi; Ascomycota; Dothideomycetes; Pleosporales; Pleosporaceae.
AUGUUCUCAGGUUCAUAUGCCGAGAACAAUCAAUGGGUCCGUCGAAGAGGUGAAGCCUUCGGAUUGAACGCGGAAGGCGAAGCUGCGUACUACAAGAAGGAGGUCAAAGGCAAGAACAAAAGAUCGACUAGCAGCUAUUCCGAGAAGGUCGUGAAAGACCGCGGGUCGGGGAUCCAUCGGUCCUCAAGCCGCGUAUCGAGUCAACGCGCACCAUUGCCAGAAGCACCUGAACCGCCACCUGCUGUUCGUUCUCCGAACAAGACGAGGUCAAUGCUACCCAAGAACAUGUACCGGAAGUACAUCCUGCCCCGUGUUCACGAGACGUUCACGGUGUGGCAUCAAGCAGAGUCUCAAUUGCUCAGGCUCGAGUUGAUGAGGGGCAUGCACACAAAGCCGCCGAGCGAGAUCGUAGCGUCCCCGGUAGCAGUAAGAGUCGUCAAAGCCAUCGUGAGCGUAACACCCCUUUCCAGACCCAUACUUCCACACGCGAAACAAGUCAAUCAGAUCGUGCACGUAGUACCUCGAGUCGCCUCCACGAUGAUGUCGAGUACAACGCGAACUCUCGCAGCGGGCAAGCCCAAAGCGAAGUCGGUAGUCGACACUCAAGCUCUCGCCAACGCUCAGAGCAUCGGAACAGAAGCCGUGCUCCAUCUGUAUAUGAAGAUGAGCAGCACGACAGAGACGAGGAGUACGUUUCUGAGGACGACGGGAUUUACAACAGCGAGGGGAUUCGACCCGAGGACUCCGCCUCUUCUGUAG